AUGAACAACCACACCAGCUGCGACGAACGCGGCAACUCCAUCGCGUCCAUCCACAACAAACGUCUGGAAGAGAAGCUGAGCCAUUUGGGCAAAUCCGUCCUCAUACUCGAUCUCAACUCGGCCUUCAACGCCGUCAUCGCUGACACCACCGACUCGCCAGUGGCGGAGCCGUUCACGAGCAAGCUGACGCCGUGCUGCGAGCCCAGUGAUCCCAAUGGAUUAUGUGGAGAUCGGGAUGACGAUGAAGACGGCAUGUUCGCCUACACGCUGGACACUGAUAACGUCCAAAGCUAUUUCUACUGGGACGAGAUGAACCCCACGCAUGCAGGCUGGGAGGCCGUCAUGAGCCAGCUUGAAUACUCCAUCAAGGACUUCCUCGGCAUCAGGGUGGGCUAG
Brachypodium distachyon (stiff brome) is the source of this 396-nucleotide messenger RNA. Its product is annotated as GDSL esterase/lipase At5g03610. The transcript has 2 exons. The coding region runs from base 1 to 396 and encodes 131 amino acids. The record is from RefSeq and is a predicted model, not a curated record. NCBI's taxonomy places the organism in Eukaryota, Viridiplantae, Streptophyta, Magnoliopsida, Poales, Poaceae.